CAUAAGACCACUAACCUGACGACCUCCUCCUCCGAUCAACGUCGCUGGGAUAAUUUCUCCGUUUUCUGCUCUCUUGUUGAUUUUGCCUCUUGUGGAUUGAGGAAUUGAGGUGUUCUCUUAACUUCAAUCUCCGAUUAUGUGUUUUGGUACUGUUUACUGAUUGUUUUUACAAGCGAUCCAAGUCGAAUUCAACGUAUAAAAUGCGCGAAAUUGUUAUGCGAAUUUGAGAUGGAAAAUUGGUUUUUUGGUUAGCAGGUAUAAUUAUCAUCGAGUGAAGUCCACGACCUCAAAAUAAUAUGUCAACUGAUCAUACUGAUAUUGACCAAGAAAUGGAAGGACGUGUGGUUUGUAGGAGACGAGCAAGAGCUGUUGUAUGGGAUUACUUCGAGAGGAUUACUGGGGAUGAUGGGCUACCAAAAACAAGGUGCACCAAGUGUAAUACAGUGUACAGUACUGCUCCAAAAUCAGGUACAUCAACAAUGAGGAGACACUUACGGAAGUGUAAUCCACAACCUCUAGCUCAGUUGAGGCCAACCGAAGCCUUCACUCGGACAAAUACUACUAGAUCUAGUGAUGAGCUGCUGAAUGAGGCUAGGGACGCGAAGAAAUCUAAGUCCGUUAUGGAGGACAGCCUCCAAAACAAGUCUGACAGGGAAUUGAUGGAGUUUAUUUGGAGGAAUAAGCGGAACAUUGGGCUCCUUGAGGAAAAGUUGCCUGAUAAGGCCAGAACUAUAAAGGAAGCUCUGAAGUGCUACGAAGAUGAACUCGAUCGCAGGGCAAAACGUCAGCGUCAUAAGGGGAAAAAUCCAGGUCCUGGCACCAGCACAGUGGCUGUUAAAAUUGAAGUGGAUGAUCAAGUUGUUGCACGAAAUGGGAUUUUUGGUGAGAACAUGGCUGAGGAUGGGAGUGCUAUGGAAGGCGAGACUACAGUGACACAUGCUGAUGUGAUUCAGCAGAAAACCAGUCCACGAUUUGACACUGAACAAGUGGUUAUAAAAGUUGAAGUUGAAGAUCAAUUUGUUGCUGCAAAUGAGAAUUCUGAUGGGAACAUAGCUGAAGAAGAGAGUGCAGGUAGACUUCAGAUUGUAGCGAUUCAUGGAGAUGAGAAUCAGAUGGCAAUUUCUCCUGAAGACAUAUGUUCCGAAUUAAGGAAGGUCUCAUCUGUGCUUUCUAUGCUAACUUCUCCAGACAGUUUCUACACUCCUCGAGAUAAUCCCCUCGAUGAAGAAGCCGAAGAGGCAAAACAAACACUUAACGAACUUCUGAAGAAAGACUUUGAAACCAUAGUCGGUUCGCCCAAUGAACAAACCGUCAAAUCCGUGGUCCAAAUCUUGAUCAGAAACCUCGACAAACUUCCCAGAUUCCAAGGCCGAGUUGUCGAGAGUCUCCACACCGAAUUCGAAUCCGCCUGCAAAAACUGGAUAGCAUGGCAUAAAAGCAUCCAAACCAACAUCGCCUUUGAGGCACAGCAAGGAGAUAACCUCGAGGUUUUGCAGGAAUGGCAAGAGAAAGACACGGAAAUCGAGUCGAGAAUAGCGGAAGUGGAUGCAGACAUAGUUCGGUUGAAAGCAGAGCUCCACGAAAAAGAAUUGAGCCGGGAAAGAUUGAUGAAACAGAAGUCGGAUAUGUUCGAUCAGAGCUCCUCCAUCUCCAUGGAUGAAGCAAAGAAGCUCCUCCAAGAAAUGGUUGCUGUGAAAUUGCAGAGUGAUGUCGCCAUUGAUAACUUGAAAGAACUUGCCAACAAAUGGGAAAAGAUUAGGAAAAACUUCCUACAGGAAUAAUAAGUGCUUUUAGAGUGCCAAUUUGGCUGUGAUAUUGAGAAGAAGUAGAGUAGGGUUUAGAUUUUAUGUUGAAACAAGUAGUGUAGAUUAGAUUUUGAAGGCAUUCUAUUCUUAUUCUUCUGUUAGAAACAGGCAUUCUUCUGUCAAUUCUAAAUUCUGUUAGGAAAGUUAUGUAUUUAAAAAAAGUUA
Messenger RNA from Cynara cardunculus var. scolymus (artichoke), 1970 nucleotides. RefSeq lists its product as uncharacterized. Bases 297 to 1781 code for a protein of 494 amino acids. The transcript is spliced from 5 exons. Lineage: Eukaryota; Viridiplantae; Streptophyta; Magnoliopsida; Asterales; Asteraceae. Gene Ontology annotation, molecular function: DNA binding. The record is from RefSeq and is a predicted model, not a curated record.